GAAGAGGAAAGAAUAGAUGGGUGUAAGAAGAGAAAUGAGUGUGGGAAGGAAGAGCAUAGUAAUUGAGGAGAUGGAAGAAGUGUGCGAUGCAGAAACGGGCAGAGUCCUAACGGGUUCAUGGGUGUGGGAAUCAGCAAUAAUAUUGUCGGAAUGGAUGACAGCUCAGCGUGAGAUGGACCUAAGGGGUAAGAAAGUAUUGGAAUUAGGCGCCGGAGCAGGUCUCCCAGGGUUGACGGCGGCAAUGCUCGGGGCAAACCACGUCCUUCUCACAGACGUCGAACCUUUAAUUAAGGCUUUGGUAAGAAACGUGGAAGCAAACGGCCUGGGAAACGUGGUAAAGGUAAGAAAGCUGGUAUGGGGUAGGGACGAGUCACCGGGUGAGUUUGACCUUGUUCUCAUGUCAGAUGUGUUAUUCGACCCGGAGCAGAUGGGGGCGCUGGCCCAAACGUUGAAAAGUGUGUGUGGGGACCACACUAGGGUUUGGGCCGCCACAGAGGUUAGACCAUGGACCGGGGAUUGCUUAGCGGUGCUGGCAGAUCAGGGUUUUGGGAUAGUGGAGUUGCCGGCGCUGGGCCUCUCCGCUUCUGAUCUAAAGUUGAUUGGGUCCUUUGCCGUUUUCUCUCUCGUGCCGAUCAACGGAGCUGGGCACGUAUCCCCAACCUUGUAAGAUUUUUGCAUAACUCCGCUGAUUCUACGUUUGUUUACUAUCUUCACUUACAAGAGAUUCUCUUUUGCCUUUUCCAACGCUAAUUCACAAACCGUUUUCCUUGGUCAGUGUUUACUGU
Molecule: messenger RNA, 785 nt
Organism: Abrus precatorius (Indian licorice)
Lineage: Eukaryota; Viridiplantae; Streptophyta; Magnoliopsida; Fabales; Fabaceae
Product: protein N-lysine methyltransferase METTL21A-like
Exons: 2
Coding region: 17-667 (216 amino acids)
Source: RefSeq, a predicted model, not a curated record